This is a messenger RNA of Tachysurus vachellii, 4211 nucleotides long. RefSeq names its product un-named hu7910. The coding region runs from base 228 to 2615 and encodes 795 amino acids. Gene Ontology annotation, biological process: peptidyl-aspartic acid hydroxylation. Gene Ontology annotation, cellular component: membrane; endoplasmic reticulum. The record is from RefSeq and is a predicted model, not a curated record. The transcript has 8 exons. Gene Ontology annotation, molecular function: protein binding; peptidyl-aspartic acid 3-dioxygenase activity. Lineage: Eukaryota; Metazoa; Chordata; Actinopteri; Siluriformes; Bagridae.
CUAGGCAUUGGAGGAAAUCUUCUCAAAUCUGUCAUCCUCACACGGAAACAUAGUUCAACUACAGAUUCUGUCCUGAUUUACUGAUUGUUAUAUUUCGGCAUUGGAGCCUGGAAACAUUCAAUAAGUUUUACUUUUAGGUUGCAUUGCAUCUCCGCCAUGGGCCAUAACAAACCUGCACGCAAACAGGCUAAAAAAGGUUUCUUCUGAAGCACUUAGUGGGGGUUAGGAUGGGAGAAACAGAAGCGGAUGGAACCAAAAUGGCAAACGUGGAAGAGCCCCAACCAGUACCUGCUGUCAGUAAGAGCGCCAAGAAAUCCGAGGGCCACUCAGUCUUCACCUGGCUCAUAGUGUUGGCUCUGUUGGGGGCCUGGAUGUCUGUGGCUGUUGUCUGGUUUGACCUAGUUGAGUACAACAAUGUUGUGGGAACACUUGGAAAAGUGUAUGAUGCUGAUGGUGAUGGUGACUUUGAUGUAGAAGAUGCCAAAGUUCUGUUGGAGGAAUCACCUGUGACCAAGAAAGCUAAGAGAGCAAGCAGAGAGAGCAUUUCUCCGACCACUAAAAUAAAGAAUGCAAGCAAAGAUGAGAAAGAAGAGAUUCUUAAGAAAAUUAGAGAACCUUCUACCAGACAAAUUGGGCACAAACUGAAAGCAGCUCUGAAGGAGCAGCUUCGGAUGAUCCAUGAGAAGAUUGAGGCUAAAAAGAUUGCUAAGCUAGCACUGGCUGAGGUCCGAAGCAUUCUUGCCAACGAGGAACAAGAGAGAAAAGCCAUCCUCGCUGCCAAAAAAGCCAAAGAGGAAGCUAAACUGCUUCAAGAGAAAGCAAGAAAAAAGCAUGAAGAGCAAUUAGCCAGAGAGAAGGCGGCUCAAGAGAGAGCUGAGCAAGAGAGGCUUGCUAAGCUGAAGGCAGAAAAGGAAAAGCUAAUUAAAGAGAAAGCAGAAAAAGAAAGGCUGGCUAAGGAGGAAGCUGAAAAGGAAAGGCUAAGAAAAGAGCAAGCAGAAAAAGACAAACUAGCAAGGGAGCAAGCAGAGAAGGAGAGACAAGAAAGAGAAAGACUGGCUAAAGAGCAGGCAGAGAAAGAGAGAGCAGAGAAGGAAAGGCUUUCAAAAGAAAAAGCUGAAAAAGAGAGAGCAGAACAAGAAAGGUUGGCAAAAGAGCAAGCAGAAAAAGAGAAAGCAGAACAAGAAAGGCUAGCAAAAGCAAAGGCAGAAAAGGAAAGACUAGCAAAAGUAAAGGCAGAAAAAGAGCGAGCAGAACAGGAAAGACUAGCAAAAGAAAGGGCAGAACAGGAAAGACUAGCAAAAGAAAAGGCAGAACAGGAAAGACUAGCGAAAGAAAAGGCAGAACAGGAAAGACUAGCGAAAGAAAAGGCAGAAAAGGAAAGACUAGCGAAAGAAAAGGCAGAAAAGGAAAGACUAGAGAAAGAAAAGGCAGAAAAAGAGAGAGCAGAAAAGGAACGACUAGCAAAAGAAAAGGCAGAAAAAGAGAGAGCAGAAAAGGAAAGACUAGCAAAAGAAAAGGCAGAAAAAGAGAGAGCAGAAAAGGAAAGACUAGCAAAAGAAAAGGCAGAAAAAGAGAGAGCAGAAAAGGAAAGACUAGCAAAAGAAAAGGCAGAAAAAGAGAGAGCAGAAAAGGAACGACUAGCAAAAGAAAAGGCAGAAAAAGAGAGAGCAGAAAAGGAAAGACUAGCAAAAGAAAAGGCAGAAAAAGAGAGAGCAGAAAAGGAAAGACUAGCAAAAGAAAAGGCAGAAAAAGAGAGAGCAGAAAAGGAACGACUAGCUAAAGAAAAGGCAGAACAAGAAAGGCUAGCAAAAGAAAAAGCAGAAAAAGAGAGGGCUGAAAAGGAAAGACUAGCAAAAGAAAAGGCUGAGAAAGCAGAACAAGAAAGGCUAGCAAAAGAAAAAGCAGAAAAAGAGAGAGCAGAAAGGGAAAGACUAGCGAAAGAAAAGGCAGAAAAAGAAAGGUUAGCAAAAGAGAAAGCAGAAAAAGAAAGGCUGGCGAAAGAAAAAGCAGAAAAAGAAAGAGCAGAAAAAGAACAGCUAGCAAAAGAAAAAGCUGAAAAAGAGAGAGCAGAAAAAGAGAGGCUAGCGAAAGAAAAAGCUGAAAAAGAGAGAGCAGAAAAAGAGAGGCUAGCGAAAGAAAAAGCUGAAAAAGAGAGAGCAGAAAAAGAAAGGCUAGCAAAAGAAAACGCUGAAAAAGAGAGAGCAGAAAAAGAAAGGCUAGCAAAAGAAAACGCUGAAAAAGAGAGAGCAGAAAAAGAAAGGCUAGUGAAAGAAAAAGCUGAAAAAGAGAGAGCAGAAAAAGAGAGGCUAGCGAGAGAGAAAGCAGAAAAGGAAAAGCUAGCGAGAGAGAAAGCAGAAAAGGACAGGCUAGCAAAAGAAAAGGCAACAAAACAAAAGGCUGGGGCAGAAACACUGGAUAAAGUGGGAAAAGAAAAGGCACCAGAGAAAGGCAAGGGCAAAGAAAAAGCAAAAAAACUAAGUGAGAAGUUUAAACAAUCUGAAUCAAUGAAGGAUUCAGUGUCUGGUCAGACUAACGAUGAGAAGGAGGAGAAAAAAGCUUCUAACAAAGAUCUCCUGAAAUCUUCAAUCUGGAAAAGCAAAAAAACGACCAGUUAAAUGCAGUGUAAGGUUUGUGUAAGGUUUGAUUUAAACCCAGUGAAAACAAAAUGACACAUGAGAAGUGUCUGAUAGGACAAGGUCAACUAAUUCUAGAAUGGUCUAAAGUCCUCUGUUUAUUUUGGAUUGAAUACACUGCACAUUUCAACCUGAUGCAGUGGAGAUCAUGUUUUGGUUCUUGGAGGCUGACGUUCUCGUAUUCUGCUUUGGAUCGUCCGAAGUACAGGAACUUUUGAGUACUGGAGUACGUUUGGGUUCUGGAGUUUAGACGACUUUUUGGUGCAUAUUUGUGAUGAUACCUUAAUAGAAUGUAUUGAGUUUUUAGUGAAAGGGUACAUUCUAUUUAGUGUAAUAGAUAUUUGAAGAAAGGCUAAAAAUGCUAAAAAUGAGCAUUUAAUGUUGUUUGAUUGCUUUUAAUAUUAGCUUUUAAAAUUGUUUUCUUGAUUUGUUCCUAUUUAAACUUUAGUCAAAUGCUCUGUUACCUAUAAUAAAUGAUGCAUAUAUAUUCUUUUGUCUGUUAUUUAAAAAUUGAAGAGAUGUAGCAGUUUAUUUAAUGUAUUUUAAUAUUAUUUUGGUUCUCAUACUGGUGCUCUUAUUUUUGUUUUAUUUUUUCAUUUUUAAAAGCUGACAUGUUUUCUAUCAUGUAUUUUCUAUCAUCUUUAUAUCUAUUAAGGAGGACAAAAUUAGCAUUAUGGUUCUACACUUGAUCAACAGAAUUCUCUCUCUUAAAGAUGAUUAAAUGAAUGAUUUAAAUAAAAUCAAUAGACAAUACAAUCUAAACUUGUUGACAUCAUGCACGGUGGAAAAUACAGAAACAUUUAGUUCGAAACACCUACAUUAUCGUUGAUUUUUUCUUUCUUUUUCUUUUUUUAAAUGUGAAAUAUGGAACCACCAAUUAAAAUAAGCAAUGUUUAGAUGAACAAUAGUGUUUAUACAUGAAUAUUUACCUAUACAAUAUUUAUUUAUUCAUUACAAGUCUAUAUAUAGAAUAUAUGUGACUAGAGUGUGUGUAUGUGUAUAUGUGAUUUAUGAAAUUGUGUUUGGUCAGAAAUAAAGAAGUCCGAUUGUUGUUCCUAUUACAUGUGAACGCUGUUCUCUAUUAAAAUGUAUCGUAGCAGCUUAAUUGUACAAGGCUCAGACUUGUAUAUUUAUUUAUGUUUGUUUGGUGUCAUUUCUGUAUGGAGAAAGGUGCGUGUGUGUCGGUGUGUGUGAACUUAUGAAUGUUUUGCAACACACUACCAAGUGUGGGCAAAUAAUGAGGAAGACAGGCUUGGAACAAGUCAAAUGGUGCUUUAAUCUUUGUAUGUUUACUUUUGCUAUUACUCUCUCUCUCCUCUCUCUCUUCUCUCCUCUCUCUCUGCUUUCUUUUGUCCCCUUUUUAUUCACUCAACUGCUCCGCUCCACUGCAUCACAGAACAUUCAUUAGUAGAACCCGACCCCUUCCUUCUCCACCCUCCACUCACACUUCGGUGCUCGAGCAGGCCCGCGCUGCCACUGUCUUCAUGAGCACCAAAUGGGAAAGUUUUCUGUUUACUUAUUGAUUGUCUGUGAUAUAAUAAGUAACAUGUAGUUAAGGUUUAGUUUCUGCUUCUUUCU